Molecule: messenger RNA, 2046 nt
Organism: Pomacea canaliculata
Lineage: Eukaryota; Metazoa; Mollusca; Gastropoda; Architaenioglossa; Ampullariidae
Product: cytochrome c oxidase assembly protein COX15 homolog
Exons: 10
Coding region: 144-1478 (444 amino acids)
Biological process (GO): heme A biosynthetic process
Cellular component (GO): mitochondrial inner membrane
Molecular function (GO): oxidoreductase activity, acting on NAD(P)H, heme protein as acceptor
Source: RefSeq, a predicted model, not a curated record
CGUCAGCUGUCGCACUUCCGCUUUUUCCUCGGGCGAUCCUGAUAGAGGAUACUAGCUAGAGAGUAAUUUUGUUUUGAAAUUCCGCCUUUAUCAUACUUGCUCCAUCUGCCCUAAGUGGACCACUACACUGGUGCUGUGACAGAAUGUUUGCUUUAUUUAUUCCGAAACUUGCUCGUGCCCUGCAGCCAUUGUCGUCUGCUCGAAGUUUUACACUUGGAGUUCGUCAUUUAGUGCCUAAAUGCCCAAAUUGUCAGCGAGCUAUUCAGAUGAACAGAUGCUAUGCUACCAUUUCCCAGAGUCUCAAAGGAACAAAGUCAAGACAUAAUGCAUAUAUGACAAGUGCACUGUUGCGUGGCUUCCAGUCACUGCGGCAGAGCACAAUGCGGUCUGGAACUGCAGCAGCAGCAGCAGCUGAGAACAUUUCAGUGAGUGCGCAAAAGAUUGUUGGGCGCUGGCUUAUUGGCUGUUCUGGCAUGGUGUUUGGAGCCGUUAUUCUUGGCGGUGUUACAAGAUUGACAGAAUCUGGACUGUCCAUGGUUGACUGGCGCCUGCUGAAAGACAUGAAGCUGCCUCAGAGUGAGGCAGAGUGGACAGCUGAGUUUGAGAAAUACAAAACAUUUCCAGAGUACAAAUACCAGGCAAGCCAAAAGGAGAUGACCCUGUCUGACUUCAAGUUUAUCUACUUCAUGGAGUGGGCACACCGUAUGUGGGGGAGAGCAACAGGCAUAGCAUUUAUACUCCCUGCUGUCUACUUCUGGCGCAAAGGCUGGAUCUCAAAAGCAAUGAAGCCCCGUUUGAUCAUAUAUGCUGCUCUUCUUGGUUUCCAGGGCUUCCUUGGCUGGUACAUGGUGAAGAGUGGGCUUGAGGAGAAACCCGGACCUAACGACAUUCCUCGUGUCUCCCAGUACCGCCUGGCAGCUCACCUGGGCUCCGCCCUCCUUCUCUACACUCUCUUCCUUUGGGGAGGACUUUCACACCUGACGACACCACAGGCUAUGCCAAAUGUAAAACAGAUGGCAAAGCUGCGUGGCCUGUCCCAUGGUUUGAUGACAAUAAUUUUUCUCACAGCACUGUCAGGUGCUUUUGUGGCAGGACUAGAUGCUGGCCUUAUCUACAGCUCUUGGCCCAAGAUGUCUGACCGAUGGAUCCCAGAUGACCUUAUUGCCUUUAGUCCCAAGUGGAAGAACAUUUUUGAGAACUCAACUACUGUGCAGUUUAAUCAUAGACAUUUGGGAGAGUCUACUGUCAUUCUGAUUGCUGCAUUCUGGUGGAUGUGCCGCAAAAUACCGUUGGCACCACGAGCUCGUCUUGCUAUCAACUGUCUUUUGGGCAUGUCCAUUCUGCAGGCCACCCUGGGUAUAACCACCCUGCUGACUUAUGUCCCAACAUCCUUGGCAGCCACCCACCAGUCUGGUUCCCUGGUCCUGUUGUCCAUCGCUGUUUGGUUUGCUCAUGAGCUCCGUCGGCUGCCCAAAUAGUUAUACUACUCAGGCUUCUUCUGCAGUGCUUUGCAGUCCUUUAUUGGCAGAUUGUGUUUGUUCAUUCACAUGAAUGAUAUUCUGGAAGACCAAUAGCAAGUUUAAAAGUAAUUUGACACCUCCAACCACAGACACCCAAUUCUGUCCAUCAUCCUAGCAUAGCUUUUAAAUUGCUUAUCCAGAUAUUCAUGUGUUAAGAAGUUAAAAGAAUUUUCGGGUACAAAAAUGUUUUAGACAAUUAUUAAAAAUGUGUAAAGUAAAUCAGCUUUCCCCACCCCUAGGAACAAAACCGCUAUCCAUUGAAUGCUUCUGUGGCAUUUUGUGUGAUUGUGUGUGGUUGAAAAUAUGUGUUGUACUUUUUUGUGAAGAAAGUGCAUUUUGCAUUGGAAGUUUAUCAAAAUAUAUUUUGGAAACUAUUAGCCAUGGCAUGGGAUUUCAGUUUUUAAUACUUUCAUCCACUUUUUAAAAUGUGUGUAUGUGUGUGCACGCGCGCCUCAUUCGUUUUUGUGUGUAAAGUGAAAACAAAUUUCAAAUUGAUGAGGAAAUAAAGGGGAUUAAGUGAGUGUAA